Volvox carteri f. nagariensis is the source of this 891-nucleotide messenger RNA. RefSeq lists its product as uncharacterized. The record is from RefSeq and is a predicted model, not a curated record. The coding region runs from base 1 to 891 and encodes 296 amino acids. Gene Ontology annotation, molecular function: GTP binding; GTPase activity. NCBI's taxonomy places the organism in Eukaryota, Viridiplantae, Chlorophyta, Chlorophyceae, Chlamydomonadales, Volvocaceae. The transcript has a single exon.
AUGUUCGGACUUUUGUACAAUUUCUACAAGUUCUGCAAGAAGAAAUCGGAGCGCAAGAUAACACUUGCACUUUUAGGCCUGGAUAACGCUGGAAAGACUACUUUGCUGAACACUAUUAAAGGCGAGGUGCAACAAGUGACAAGUCCAACUUUUGGCUUCAAUAGCUCAACGUUACAGGAGGGCAAAUACAAAAUAGAAGUCUUUGAUUUAGGUGGAGGAAAGACUUUUCGAAGUGUAUGGUCUAAGUAUCUGGCGGAAGUCCAUGCGAUUGUCUACGUCGUGGACGCGGCUGACUCGCAACGCUUUGAGGAGUCCAAGAAGGCCCUCCAUGACGUCCUGGAGUGCCAUUACAUGCGUGAAAAAGCAAUCCUUGUCUUCGCCAACAAGCAGGAUUUGCCAACAGCGUCUACAGCAGCUGAAGUUGUCAAAGGUCUUGGCUUGGCGACCUGCCGGAACAGCCACAACGUGUUUCCCUGCACUGCAAAAACCCCAGCGGGAACUGCGGUAGAUGAGCGCUUGCGAGAAGGGCUCCGCUGGCUCACCGGUUUCAUAGACCGUGAGUAUGGCCGGUUGAACUCUCGGGUGGAAGCCGAGACGCAGGAGGUGCGCCAGGAAGAGGCACGCAAGAAGAAGGAGCGGGAUGAGCGCUUGAGGCGGCAGCGCGAAGAGCGCUUGCGGCAGCAAAAGGAGGAGGAGGACCGCGCCCGGGAGGUGGAGAAAGAGAACGCGCUGCACAAUGGGCAAGGCCCGGCGCUUCUAACGUUGCCCGUCAACGGCCAGCUGGAGCCGCAGGAGGCGCCGGAGCCGUUGGUGCCGCAGCAAGCUGGGGAGAAAGUCCAGGCACUACAUAAUGGGGUUGCACUGGGCUUGCCACACACGAUAGAGAGGUAG